UCAGCUGUUUUCGUCAUAUCCGCUGGUCACACUGCCGCCCUUUGAUGUUAUUCCAAUAGUGCAAUAUAUUUAGUUGAUCAAAGGUGAAUUAAAGAUGAAGCCAGCCCUGACAACGGUCAAUGCCACAGGCAAACACACCGCCUCCGUGAUAUUCUUCCAUGGAUCCGGCGACACCGGUCCCAAUGUAAUGGAAUGGGUGCGCUUCCUGAUCGGUCGGAAUCUGGAAUACCCGCACAUAAAGAUCCUUUACCCCACGGCUCCCAAACAGAAGUACACGCCGCUGGACGGGGAGCUAUCCAACGUGUGGUUCGACCGCAAGUCCAUAAGCAUUGCCGCGUCGGAAAGCAAGAAAAGUAUGUCCCAGUGCUAUGACUCGGUCAACCACCUGAUCGACGAGGAGGUGGCCAGUGGAAUUCCGCUGAACAGGAUCAUUGUGGGCGGAUUCUCUAUGGGCGGCGCUUUGGCCCUGCACACGGGCUACCAUUUGAGACGCAGUUUGGCCGGCGUAUUCGCACACUCCUCGUUCCUGAACCGCGCCUCAGUUGUCUAUGACUCCCUGGAAAACGGCACAGCGGAGUCUCUUCCCGAGCUGCGAAUGUAUCACGGGGAACGGGAUACUCUGGUGCCUAAGGACUGGGGUCUGGAAACCUUCGAGAACCUUACAAAGCUGGGUGUCAAGGGCACAUUUCAUCCGUUGAGGAACACCAUGCACGAACUGAAAACUGCCUCCAUCACGGAUCUGCAGCAAUGGAUUUACGAAAAACUACCUCCACUGGAAAACCAAGUGCAGAACAAACUCUGAGUGUAUUUGGCAUGAAACCCGUGCAUUUGGAAGCACCGCAAAGGCAAGUCUUUCCACCUGUCAACUUUUUAUACUGCUCUUCUCCGCCAUAAUGAAAGCAUAACUCCUCCAUGGCCGCAAUAUCCCUUGCUGCGAAAAUACCUAAAAAUUACACAUGACGAGAGAAGUCAGAUCAGAAUCAGCAAUAAAA
Messenger RNA from Drosophila erecta, 992 nucleotides. Its product is annotated as lysophospholipase-like protein 1. Gene Ontology annotation, molecular function: carboxylic ester hydrolase activity; palmitoyl-(protein) hydrolase activity. Gene Ontology annotation, cellular component: cytoplasm. Gene Ontology annotation, biological process: protein depalmitoylation. NCBI's taxonomy places the organism in Eukaryota, Metazoa, Arthropoda, Insecta, Diptera, Drosophilidae. The record is from RefSeq and is a predicted model, not a curated record. The coding region runs from base 95 to 802 and encodes 235 amino acids. The transcript has 2 exons.